Fusarium sp. VM40 is the source of this 795-nucleotide messenger RNA. NCBI's taxonomy places the organism in Eukaryota, Fungi, Ascomycota, Sordariomycetes, Hypocreales, Nectriaceae. The record is from the annotation of a GenBank genome assembly.
AUGGCUAGCAAAGCCGCCACCAAGCGUUUGACACGCGAAUACAAAACCAUCUCUGAGAACCCCCCUCCUUACAUUGUUGCUCAUCCGUCCGAGUCCAAUAUUCUUGAAUGGCACUAUAUUAUCACCGGUCCUGAGAACACUCCUUACCAUGGUGGUCAAUACUGGGGAACUCUAAUGUUCCCUCCCAACUAUCCGUUUGCUCCCCCCGCUAUCCGCAUGCACACACCAUCAGGCCGAUUCCAGCCUUCAACGCGACUAUGUCUCUCCAUUUCCGAUUUCCACCCGAAGUCAUUUAACCCCGCAUGGGAAGUUUCAACCAUCUUGAUCGGGCUACUCUCAUUCAUGACGAGCGAAGAGAUGACGACUGGUUCCGUUUCCAACACAUCCGCCGAACGACGAUGCCUGGCGGCUCGAUCGCGUUGGUGGAACUCGACCGGCGGCGGCUCAAAUAUGAAGAGUAAACCCGCCAACAAGGGUAACGUCAAGGCUGGUGAUGGUGGCGCCAAGUUUCGAGCAGAGUGGCCAGAAGUGGAUGUUGAGAACUGGGAGUGGAUGACCACAAACAAGGUGGAUACUGUCACGGGAAACCGAUUAGAUGACGACAACAACGGAUCUUGUCGACCUCAGCUGGGCAUUACAGGAAAUAGCGGACAUCAAGCCCAAGCAGUUGUUGAUGUGGUCAACCAGCAAAGAGAUGCCAGUACAGGGUGGAUCUACCGUAACAAGCUCUUACUUGCUGGAGCUACUAUCUUCUUUUACGUUCUUGUUGCUAGACUUGUCAGUGGUGACGAGUAA